CUCACCGCACGCGGUAAAAUUGUAUCGAGGAGUUCACUGCGAUUUCAUGGUAAACCGAUCACUAAAUUUAUGAACUAGUUUGCGUGAGCAGUUUUUAUAACUGUGCAUCUUGGUAGACUAAUCGUUUAGUGUGAAUUUUUCGCAUUCUUUAUUCUGUGAUUUUCGAAGAUGUCAACUAGUUUGCCGAGUCACGCGCGAUAUUCACAGCCAAGCACCACUUCCUACAUUGAAAAACUGAGUGAUUGGGAUUCUCCAACGGACCCUUUGGCACCUCUGACAUCGGAACAAAAAGACAGCUAUUUGGAGCUUGCGUCUAUUGCAGGAAGUCGGCCACUGCCAAUAGAGUUGCCUUUAGAUGAACCUGUGAAUAUUCGCCAUAAAAUUUCAUCAAAACAAGUUCAUCCUUCUGGUUCCAUUGAAGAUGUUUUAUCUCAAGGAUUUGCAGAGUUGGGAAUGGCAAAUGAAAAGAUUCAAGACGUGCAACAGUUUUACAAUUGGUUCAAUAAAGUAGAGGAAAAGAUGUCAGAAUUGGAGGCUGAAGGAUACACAAAACAUGUUGAUAUCUUGAAAACCUACAAGGGACAUUGUAGUAAGAUUAUUGCAGAUAUUGAUCAAGCUCUGUCAUCACUCAAAGAACUUGAGCAUGAGUAUGUCUUUGUAUCAACAAAAACGAACGCUCUUCAUGAUGCUUGUGAACAACUGCUUGCUGAUCAAACAAAGUUAAUGAAUACUGCAGAAAGCAUCGAACACGAUCUUGAAUUCUUCAACGAACUUGACAGGAUUACCACAAAACUUCAUUCACCAAGCUUAGCUGUGACAGGAGAAUCAUUUCAAGCUCUGUUGACUCGCAUUGAUGAGUGUAUCAAAUUUAUGGAGACACAUUCAACAUACAAAGACAGUCUGGAUUAUUUGACAAAAUUCAAAGUAUGCUUGUCAAAUGCUCUGACAAUGAUUAAGGAUUAUAUUGUGAAAUCAUUGAAUGAAACAACAAAGAGUAUCUUGAAUCGCAAGGUUUCAGUGUUGCCAACUUCUCAAAGAGAUCAAUCACUUCUUGGUGGUGGCAGUGAAACAAAUAUUGUCCCUGUGCAGGAAGAUGCAUUUACACUUUAUUAUGGAAAAUUUCGAACAAAUGCUCCCCGGAUUCUAGGACUUGUGGAACAGAUUGAAAAGAGAAUUGAGCGAAAUGCUGAGUAUGGCAAUUAUCUUUUCGAAAUUCAUCAAUGUUAUUUCCGGCAACGUGAGCAGCUAGUUGGACCAUCGGUUACUACUGCUAUGUCUGACUUGUUGGCCGCAAACAAACAGGACCAAUGUGCUUUGGUUCGUAGUGGAUGUUCUUUCAUGGUUCAUGUAUGUGAAGAUGAACAUCAAUUAUACGGGCAUUUCUUUACAACACGAUCGAGCAAACUUGAUGAAAUGCUGAGACAACUAUGUGUCAAUUUGUAUGAUAUGUUGAGACCUCUCAUCAUUCAUGUAUAUCAUCUUGAAACGCUCGCGGAACUUUGUACAAUUUUGAAAACAGAAAUGAUUGACGAUCAUGUUCAGAACAAUCCUGAACAACUUCAAGCAUUUGAAUAUGUGGUAAAACAAAUGUUGGAAGACGUUCAAGAAAGACUGGUUUUCAGAGCGAAUAUACACAUUAGAGAUGAUAUUCUUGGUUAUAAACCUGCACCUGGGGAUCUUGCAUAUCCAGAAAAGUUACAAAUGAUGGAGGACAUAGCAAAGAGUUUAAAAGAAGCAGCGUCAAAACAAGCAUCAGAAAGAUCUUUCAUUGAAAUUAAACUUGACGAUGAACAAGAACAAGCUGAAUCCAGUAAACUGUUGAAUACAAGUAUGCCAGGUAGUGAAGCACAAAAUAUGGAAAAUUCGAUAAGAUCAGGUUUACAACAGAAUCAACAACAAAGGUUUCAAACCUCACCUGCUGAUAUGCAUGGAAUGUGGUUUCCUACUGUUAGAAGAGUCCUCGUUUGUCUUUCCAAAUUAUACAGAUGCAUAGAUAAAACAAUAUUCCAAGGUUUGUCACAAGAAGCAUUGCAAGCAUGCGUUCAGUCCUUAGUACGAGCCAGCAAUUUUAUACGUACACAGGAAUUUGCAUUGCAAAGUGCUAAAGGUGCCGCAAGCAAAUCUGUGAAACCUAAGGUUGUUGACAGUCAGCUAUUUCUAAUUAAACAUCUAUUGAUACUACGAGAACAAAUAGCUCCUUUUCAUGCAGAAUUUGCUAUUCGUGAGACACAGCUUGAUUUCAGCCGAACAAAAGACGUGGCAUACCAGAUGUUUGAAUUCAGCACUAUACCAAAAUUACUGAGGGUAAAUUCAAACAAUGCAUUGCUGCAGUUUUUCUCUGAUGGUGCUCCAGAAGUUAAAGAAUUUUAUAUCGACAGUAAAAAAGAUGUCGACAGACAACUGAAAUAUGUAUGUGAAGAAUUCAUAGAACAUGUCACGAAAGUUUUGAUUGGGGUUCUCGAUGAUUACCUGUCUAAGGCGAAGUUAGUUCUAAAUGUGUCUCGAGAGGAAGGAGGACCAAAAACUUCACUUCGACACCAAACCUUUGCUACACCAGAACAUCUUAAAGAAGUCGUAUCUAGUGCUUAUCGAGAUCUCAAACUUAAAGCUAAAUCGAUUCACGGAAGUCUGUCUUUAUAUUUAGCAAAUCGGGACACUGAGAAUAUACUUUUCAAACCAAUUAAGCUCAAUGUCCAGCAAGCUUAUCAACAACUCGACAUGAUAUUGCUAGAAAACUAUACAGAUGAAGAUCGAGCUAUUAUCGCUGCUCCUUCACCAGAUCAGAUGGGUAUUGCUUCUUUGCUUACGAUAACCGAACCCGGUGCAGAAGACAAUAAGGUUCUUGUCUGCUAUGCUACUGUUGGAUUAAUCGCUAUGCCGACAAUGAUUUCAUCUCUUAUUAUGGCGGCCAUUGCUAUGGAUAGAUAUAUAUGGGUUCGAAAUCCAUUUCGUGAUAAAAGCUCUGAUAAUAAAAAGUUGGCUGUCAUCCUCACAGCUAUAUGGAUCAUCUCCAUAUUGGUCGGAUUUGCACCAUUAAUGGGAUGGAGAAAUGAAGAAGCGACUUUUCCAUACGGGAGAUGUAUCUUUCUUAUAGUUGUUGCACCAUCCUAUAUAUUAUUCGUAUUUUUUGGAUUUUUUCUACCAACCGUCUCUGUCACAGCAUAUCUUCAUAUUGUCAUGUGCAAAGUUUCUAAAGAGCAAGGACAGAAGAUUGCAGCUUGCGAAGUCCAAAUUCGAUUUAAAAAUCGACUUCGCAAUUUGAAAAAUGAAAAUGUGAUCGAAGAAAAAAGUUCAUCUGUAGCAUAUAAAGAUACAAAAGAUGAUGAAAUUGACGUUUCCAUAACAAGACCUCGGAAUUAUUCAAUAUUCAGUGUUUCGCAACCUCCACCCCGAUCUCAAAGUGAAGGCGGGGAUCCUCUACCAGCUAUCAGACGUAUGGAAGCAAAUGAUGCCGUGGUAUUUUCACAAUCAAUUCCAACUCCCUCCAUCUCGUCUGAACAUUGUGAUGAUAGUCAAAAUCCACAAUUGCCUAAAUUUUUGAACAACUUGAAACCGAUGAAAUGGUCCCGAACAGUGAUCUUGAUAUUAGGAUUGUUUGUUUGUAUGUGGAUGCCAUUCUGGCUUGCUUGUGUAGUGCAGGCGAUCUGCACAGAUAACUGUCAUCUGGAGAAUUUGGUCAGCACAUAUCUUGUCAUACCUGGUAUCGCUAAUUCAGCAGUCAAUCCACUGGUUUAUAUAUCGACCGAUAAAAGAUUGAAGAAACAUUUUUGUCAAUGCUUCUUUGAAUCUGCCAAUAGUGAAACAUCAUCUGUCUCUUUUUCUUCACAUUCUUCUCAUGAAGCUUAACUUUAUCUGCCUUUCUCACUAGUCAAUACCAACUUUGAUUUGUUGCUUAUUUUGGUUUUAACCGUUGUCGAUGUUGAUCGUAAUGAAGAAAUAUUUUAUGUGGAAGUGUAUUGACUGUUUUACAAUUUAUACCGGUGUGACUAAUAUGAAUAAAACUACCUUUGUUUUUGUGA
This is a messenger RNA of Styela clava, 4019 nucleotides long. Its product is annotated as conserved oligomeric Golgi complex subunit 3-like. NCBI's taxonomy places the organism in Eukaryota, Metazoa, Chordata, Ascidiacea, Stolidobranchia, Styelidae. Gene Ontology annotation, biological process: intra-Golgi vesicle-mediated transport; G protein-coupled receptor signaling pathway; Golgi organization. Gene Ontology annotation, molecular function: G protein-coupled receptor activity. Gene Ontology annotation, cellular component: COG complex; membrane; cis-Golgi network. The record is from RefSeq and is a predicted model, not a curated record.